Molecule: messenger RNA, 3015 nt
Organism: Danaus chrysippus (African queen)
Lineage: Eukaryota; Metazoa; Arthropoda; Insecta; Lepidoptera; Nymphalidae
Source: the annotation of a GenBank genome assembly
AUGGACGGCUGUGUCAACGUGAGCGUGGCGGACGAGCCCGCGCUCAAGAGGUGCCAGGCGUUCAGCGCGCUGCAGGUACAUGUAUGUAACUUACACUGUAUACACACACACACACACAGACAACACGCUGCACGUCAUGGACGGCUGUGUCAACGUGAGCGUGGCGGACGAGCCCGCGCUCAAGAGGUGCCAGGCGUUCAGCGCGCUGCAGACAACACGCUGCACGUCAUGGACGGCUGUGUCAACGUGAGCGUGGCGGACGAGCCCGCGCUCAAGAGGUGCCAGGCGUUCAGCGCGCUGCAGGUACAUGUAUGUAACUUACACUGUAUACACACACACAGACAACACGCUGCACGUCAUGGACGGCUGUGUCAACGUGAGCGUGGCGGACGAGCCCGCGCUCAAGAGGUGCCAGGCGUUCAGCGCGCUGCAGACAACACGCUGCACGUCAUGGACGGCUGUGUCAACGUGAGCGUGGCGGACGAGCCCGCGCUCAAGAGGUGCCAGGCGUUCAGCGCGCUGCAGGUACAUGUAUGUAACUUACACUGUAUACACACACACAGACAACACGCUGCACGUCAUGGACGGCUGUGUCAACGUGAGCGUGGCGGACGAGCCCGCGCUCAAGAGGUGCCAGGCGUUCAGCGCGCUGCAGACAACACGCUGCACGUCAUGGACGGCUGUGUCAACGUGAGCGUGGCGGACGAGCCCGCGCUCAAGAGGUGCCAGGCGUUCAGCGCGCUGCAGGUACAUGUAUGUAACUUACACUGUACACACACACACAGACAACACGCUGCACGUCAUGGACGGCUGUGUCAACGUGAGCGUGGCGGACGAGCCCGCGCUCAAGAGGUGCCAGGCGUUCAGCGCGCUGCAGACAACACGCUGCACGUCAUGGACGGCUGUGUCAACGUGAGCGUGGCGGACGAGCCCGCGCUCAAGAGGUGCCAGGCGUUCAGCGCGCUGCAGGUACAUGUAUGUAACUUACACUGUAUACACACACACAGACAACACGCUGCACGUCAUGGACGGCUGUGUCAACGUGAGCGUGGCGGACGAGCCCGCGCUCAAGAGGUGCCAGGCGUUCAGCGCGCUGCAGACAACACGCUGCACGUCAUGGACGGCUGUGUCAACGUGAGCGUGGCGGACGAGCCCGCGCUCAAGAGGUGCCAGGCGUUCAGCGCGCUGCAGGUACAUGUAUGUAACUUACACUGUAUACACACACACAGACAACACGCUGCACGUCAUGGACGGCUGUGUCAACGUGAGCGUGGCGGACGAGCCCGCGCUCAAGAGGUGCCAGGCGUUCAGCGCGCUGCAGACAACACGCUGCACGUCAUGGACGGCUGUGUCAACGUGAGCGUGGCGGACGAGCCCGCGCUCAAGAGGUGCCAGGCGUUCAGCGCGCUGCAGGUACAUGUAUGUAACUUACACUGUAUACACACACACACACACAGACAACACGCUGCACGUCAUGGACGGCUGUGUCAACGUGAGCGUGGCGGACGAGCCCGCGCUCAAGAGGUGCCAGGCGUUCAGCGCGCUGCAGACAACACGCUGCACGUCAUGGACGGCUGUGUCAACGUGAGCGUGGCGGACGAGCCCGCGCUCAAGAGGUGCCAGGCGUUCAGCGCGCUGCAGGUACAUGUAUGUAACUUACACUGUGUAUACACACACACACACACAGACAACACGCUGCACGUCAUGGACGGCUGUGUCAACGUGAGCGUGGCGGACGAGCCCGCGCUCAAGAGGUGCCAGGCGUUCAGCGCGCUGCAGGUACAUGUAUGUAACUUACACUGUAUACACACACACACACACAGACAACACGCUGCACGUCAUGGACGGCUGUGUCAACGUGAGCGUGGCGGACGAGCCCGCGCUCAAGAGGUGCCAGGCGUUCAGCGCGCUGCAGACAACACGCUGCACGUCAUGGACGGCUGUGUCAACGUGAGCGUGGCGGACGAGCCCGCGCUCAAGAGGUGCCAGGCGUUCAGCGCGCUGCAGGUACAUGUAUGUAACUUACACUGUAUACACACACACACACACACAGACAACACGCUGCACGUCAUGGACGGCUGUGUCAACGUGAGCGUGGCGGACGAGCCCGCGCUCAAGAGGUGCCAGGCGUUCAGCGCGCUGCAGGUACAUGUAUGUAACUUACACUGUAUACACACACACACACACACAGACAACACGCUGCACGUCAUGGACGGCUGUGUCAACGUGAGCGUGGCGGACGAGCCCGCGCUCAAGAGGUGCCAGGCGUUCAGCGCGCUGCAGGUACAUGUAUGUAACUUACACUGUAUACACACACACAGACAACACGCUGCACGUCAUGGACGGCUGUGUCAACGUGAGCGUGGCGGACGAGCCCGCGCUCAAGAGGUGCCAGGCGUUCAGCGCGCUGCAGACAACACGCUGCACGUCAUGGACGGCUGUGUCAACGUGAGCGUGGCGGACGAGCCCGCGCUCAAGAGGUGCCAGGCGUUCAGCGCGCUGCAGGUACAUGUAUGUAACUUACACUGUAUACACACACACACACACACAGACAACACGCUGCACGUCAUGGACGGCUGUGUCAACGUGAGCGUGGCGGACGAGCCCGCGCUCAAGAGGUGCCAGGCGUUCAGCGCGCUGCAGGUACAUGUAUGUAACUUACACUGUAUACACACACACACACACAGACAACACGCUGCACGUCAUGGACGGCUGUGUCAACGUGAGCGUGGCGGACGAGCCCGCGCUCAAGAGGUGCCAGGCGUUCAGCGCGCUGCAGACAACACGCUGCACGUCAUGGACGGCUGUGUCAACGUGAGCGUGGCGGACGAGCCCGCGCUCAAGAGGUGCCAGGCGUUCAGCGCGCUGCAGGUACAUGUAUGUAACUUACACUGUAUACACACACACAGACAACACGCUGCACGUCAUGGACGGCUGUGUCAACGUGAGCGUGGCGGACGAGCCCGCGCUCAAGAGGUGCCAGGCGUUCAGCGCGCUGCAGGUACAUGUAUGUAA